Cuscuta europaea is the source of this 621-nucleotide messenger RNA. The record is from the annotation of a GenBank genome assembly. NCBI's taxonomy places the organism in Eukaryota, Viridiplantae, Streptophyta, Magnoliopsida, Solanales, Convolvulaceae.
AGAGACCUAAAAUUGAAUGUAGAUGCAUAGUUCGUACCAGGUAAAGCAUCUAGAGGAGCAGUCAUGAGGAAUAAACAUGGACAUUUCAUUUGGGCCAUUAGCUUCCCUGUUAUAUCUUCUUCGGUGGAUGAGGCUGAGCUUCUGGCAUUGACUACAACUACAGAGUGGGCGAUGGCGAAAGGACUAUCUAACUUCCAAGUUGAAACAGGCUCUCCUUCCACUCUCAGCUUGAUUUUCGACAACAAUUUCUCAGGUGGGAUGGGUUUUCUUCGGACAUUUUGUGAGCAGACGAAAAGGAGUGGUGUGUUGUUUGGACACACUUUACGCAAAGGGAAUGGAUUAACCCGUGUGCUAACUGAUCCAAUCAAUUGUCCAGCCCAAUUACGUUCAUAUACUUUGCUGGAUAUGCUUCCCAGUUCAGCUAGGCAUAUCUAUUACACUCAUCUGUUUGGGUUCCCAUAUUUUAUAUAUUAAUUUUUACUCGGGUUAGGUUUGGCCCUCGAGCUCUUCUUCUUGUUUCCUUCAUUUUCUCUCGGAGAGAUUUUGGUCUAGUCCUCCUCUGUAUAUGUUUUCUUACUCUUUUAUAAAAUAAUGACAAAUGUUCCCCGAUAUUUGUCCAAU